AUGAGCCACCUCCCAGUUAGCAGUUGGUGUUACUCCUUUUGCUAACUUGCCCAGUGUGGUGUGAAGGUAUCCAUGCCCUGAUCACCAUGAAACCUACGCUGUUUUUCCAUAAGCUCCUCGUAUGAUUACUUAUACUAGAGAGUUUGAAGAGUGGGGGGAGAUGGAAGGUUGUCCCUGCUAAUCCAGGUCGAGAAUUGGACAUGAGGCUAACCUCACCUCAGAAAACAAUUUAUGUUUAAAAAAUGUAAUGCUGGAUGGAUAGUUGAUGGAAACUGCUAAAGGAAGGUUCUGAGGAGAGCGACAUCUGGUGGCUAAGAAUGUUUUCAUUUCACUCUUGACAGGAGUACUGACAUACAUUUGGCAUUCAUGUGAUUAGAACUUAUCAGAGAAGUGUGGCGAAGAAAGAUUAUAGAAAUAAGCCAGAAAGGAAGUAGCACUAGAGUAGGUCAUCUCCAAGUGCUUCGGUUUGCCCUACGAACUCACAUUCCACCAACUUCUGUACACAUCAUCAGUCAGGCCCAGUAGGGUAUGACAUACCAAAUGGACUGAGUGCCACCCCACUCCAAGAAAAGAGAAAAAGAAAAGAUAGGCAGAAUGAAAGAGGGAUGAUUCAGAAUGAAAUGGCUUGAAGAUACAGAGAGUGAUUUAUGAGGGAUGAAAGUGACAAGAUGGAUGCACAAGGCAAAUGAUAGAGAAGAAUUAGUGUGUGUCAUAAAGGAGGCCAAGGUUCCUGGAGGACCUCAGAGGCAAGAAGUAAAAAGAUGGAUACUCUCCAGGAGCAGUUGAAGACAUUGAGAGAAACGAUAGAUGCAUUUCCCAUCGGAGCAGCAACUUGUAAUGAGUAUUCUUUGGAAAAUGAAAUUGCAAGAACUGCCGACACAAUCACUUUAGUCAGUGCCAGACUACUGAUGCUCAGAGCUCAGGACAAGCAGCGAAGACUUCCACAAGAUACAGAGUUGCUUGACCUCCGCCAAUUUUCUGAAGUACUGGACGAGUAUGCAGAAGAAAUAUCAAAGGCUAGUCUGCGCAAAUUGGCAUGGAAAAAUUCCAUUGAAGCAUCUGAGAUCCGUAGGCUGAUAGCAGAUUCAGCAUUGGAUGAGCCAGGAACAUGCCCAGAAUCUUUUCAGAUCUUGGUGGAUCUGCUGACCACAGUGACCAGCUUGAACUGUCACUUGAGGGGUGUACUGAAGGAGCAGCGAGAUACAGCACUGCAGAUCACAGACAGACGGAAGGAACUACAGCUCAAGUUGCAGAACUACAAGGAACUGUUGGUGGCACAGGAACUGGACUGGCAAGAACAUGCCGUUGGGCAGGAACGGGAAAACAUAGAGCUAAAGAAGAGGUUACAGUUGAAACUAGAGAAACUGAAUGUGAUGCGGAUUCUCAUGGUAAACCUCAUAGGCUUUAGCAACAUCAACUAUAUUAAGCAUCAACAGUGGACUGACAUGCUCAUUGAGAAGCAAGGACUUCUUUCAUUACAGUCCUUUACACCUUCUGACUCUGCAGCACAAUGAACAGCUGUACACUUUAUGCAUAACUUGAAUACAAAAGAAGCACAAAAAAGUGUUACCUAGUAAGAUAUUUAGUGGUCUUUAUAUUUAGUUCUUACAUCUAGAUAAGAUCUCUGGAGUACAUAUACUGUUUAUGCUUCUUCCUGUUUCUCCUGUUUUAUAAAUGGAAACUUGAGACAUAAAAUUGCAACCAAAUGAACCACCAGAGUUUCCAGACCAAUCCAUGGCCAUUCACACUUGUGGAAAUGGACAUCAAAUUGAAGACAAAUAGCCAGAACCUUCAUCUAGUUAGCCACUGAGCUUGAGACCGUCUGGGUUGAUGUGCUUACAGUAUAAUUUCCAGACACCGUGAAAGAGAACUAGUGUGAGCUUCUCACACGUGUAGUUGUGAAUCUUGAUCCUCUCAGGUAUAAGAAGCAGACACUUCUCCCACAAAGUUGAAUCUGCUUUGGUUCCGCUAGUGGAAUUGAUAAAUCUACAGCCUAAACAUAGUAAAUCUGAUUACAGAUGUUAACAAGUGCUCCCCGAAGGUCCAUGUACAUUCAGAGUUCUCCACAUAAAAGUUUGAUCUAUGCGUUGAUGUUCUUACAAAACAGAACUUCCCUUUUGACAUUUCCCUACAGUUCUUCAUUUCUAUGAGGAUCCACUGAUCUGUAAAUAUGUUUUUAAAGUGAGACUUGACAUUCUUAUGGCAGUGGCUCUGAAGAAGGUACCACUUUCUUCUGAAAUGUUGGUACCCAUCUACUGAACCAUGUUGCAUCACAUUCUGGAAGACUAAUCUUUUCAUUUUAAAUGUAACUUGGGAGAUGUUCUUUUAAGUAUUGUAAUGUGUAGUACUGUUGCUAUUCACUGAUUGCGAGAAGGAACACGCAUUGCUUGGUAAUGGUUGGUAAACAUGUUCCAAUGGAAAUGAUAUCACUAUACAACCACCCCUGACAACAAUAGAAGGAUUGUUAAGAGGUGGUGUUUUCUGUUGGGUCUUCUCUGAGUUUAUAUAAUGAGGACAGCAGCCAAGCUGCAAUCAGUUGUUAACAGUUCAGUUGAGUGAAGUGACAUGAAGUAGCUGAUUGGUGAGAGAGUUCAGGUGUCAAUUUAGUUGAAAGUCAGUCUGUGAAGAGAAGACUUGGAGAUUGGUGUGAAAUGGCCACCAGUCUGGAAUCCAGUUAGU
Molecule: messenger RNA, 2679 nt
Organism: Cryptotermes secundus
Lineage: Eukaryota; Metazoa; Arthropoda; Insecta; Blattodea; Kalotermitidae
Exons: 5
Coding region: 762-1514 (250 amino acids)
Source: RefSeq, a predicted model, not a curated record